AUGGGCGUCUCCAAAGUGGGCGACCGCGUCAAGCUGCUCGUCGCAGUCAAGGACCUCAAACAACGCUGCGUGCGCGAACGCGAACAGCGCAUCCCAGCCACAACCACCACCACCACCACAUCAUCAUCAUCAACAGCCCAAGCCCAGCAGCAACACACCUCCGUCUCCCCCAGCGCACAGCACCACCACCUCAACCACCUCAACCAGCCCUCACUCUCCCCCUCCCUCCUCAACCAACACCCCCACCCCCGGGCCUCCUCCCACCACUCCCCCAGAUCCCGCCCAGCUCCCGCCCAUCGGGACCCUCGCCACGCUCCGGAGGGACCUACAGCAGCACCCAAGUCCUUACCAGGGAGCGCCCAGACCCCGCCCUCCUCGGAGUACCUCUCCGCCUCCAGCGAUCGAGGCCGGGCCCGCCGAAACAGACUGGCCACCGACCCCGGCCUGCCCGCCCCAUGGACCGGAGACUUCGGCCUCCCCCGCGCACCCGCCCCCGGCAACCUGGCCUCCGCCCUCACCCGCAAAACCUCCAUGGCCACCCACUCCUCCAGCUCGUCGUCAUCCACCGGCAACGCCACCCCUCCCGCCGUCAACGUCUCCCAAACCUCCCUCUUCCUCAAGAAAGCCGCCGCCGACCAUCGCAGAGCGCCCAGUCUCAACAGCGCCUCUCUCGGCCCUCCCGGCUCCGCCGGCCCCAGCCCCGCCGGCUCUAAGCCCAUCUCCAUCGUCCCAUCCCCCUCUAAUCUCCCCACCAGCGCUGCGAACAACUCGGGCCCGGCUGCGAGCUCCAGUCCGACCAGCACAGGUUCGCCGAGUCGGGGCUUGCACACGGCCGCGCUCCCAGGCGGCUCGAGCAGCGCCUCAGCAGGGCUGACCAGUAUCCAAGAGGACGGCGGGGUUGGGAGCGGGGGGGUGCUAGGGCUGCGGGAGAUCGGGUUCAAAGUGGGGCGCGGGGGGUUCGGGCGGCCGACGACGCCGGCAGGCACGGUGGGCGUGGUGGCAGGGACGACGUCGCAGAUCGGCCCGGUCUGCCAACCCACGCUGGACGAGGUGAUCCGCAAGACGAUCAAGGUCUCCCUGGCCGAGAACGGCACCAUGAAGACGAUCAACGUCGAGAACCUCAAGUCUGCCAACGACCUCCUCGACCGCGUCCUGCGCAAGUUCGGCCACACCGGCCCCGCCGCUAAUCGCCCCGGAAACCUCGACGAAUGGGCGCUCUCGCCGAUGCCCCUCAACGCCGUGCCCGGCGAACUCAACUGGGGGACGAUCAAACAACUCGACGAGCACGAGCUGCUCGAGCUGUGUCGGACGACGAACCGGCCCGAGCGGCAGAGGGGCCUGCUCCUGCACAGCGUGGCGAGCGGCAAACGGGCGAACCGCAAGAUGGCCGCCGCGCCGUUCUUCGCCGGCGACGAGCUGGUCAUCACGGGCGUUUCGCCGACGCUGUCGCCGACCUUGGCCGGCUCGUCGCCGACCCAGUCUGCCCACCAACAACAGCAGCAGCAGACGAAGGAGGCGGGAGGUGAGCCGUUGGCUGGUGUGGAGGAGGGUGGAGGAGGGCCGGGAGGAGAGCAGGCGAAGACGGACCCCCCUCCGCCUCGGAAGACGCGCAAUCGGGCGAGCGUGGUGAGCGUGAUGUCCGGCCUGAUGAUCGACCCAACACGGCACUCGGAGCCCUUGCCCCCGGACUACCAAGCCUCGCUCCACCAACACGCCGUGCAUCCCGAAGCCUCCUCCUCCGGGGUCGGGACGGGAGACAGGGUGACGAGUCUGCUGGCCAGCGGGCGGGGAAAGCUGCGCAACUUCUUCGGCCACCGCCCGCCCUCCGAGAUCAUCUCCAACCACCUCGUCGACUUCUUCCCCGCCGUCGAGAACAAGAAGCAUCUCUCCAAGUCCGUCCGCCAGUCCGUCCGCAAAUCCCUCGCCAUCCGCCGCUCCAGCCAGUUCUCGACCCUCGGCCGGGGCUCGUGGGACUUAGCGGGCUACCCGCCCGUGCCCGGCGGCCCGGCGCAGAUGGGCCGGCUGUCGACGGACUCGGGCCGCUCGGAGCAGGGGCGGCUCUCGGGGGCCGACUUCACGCACACGGUGCACCUCGAGGAGCCUUCGGAGGGGGGCCGACGGAUGUCGACGGAAGACACGCUGGGCUCGUUGCCCGACCCGGCGAUGGCCGGCCGGCUGGGCGUCAAGAAGGGCCCGCGCGAGUCGGACGCGGCCUCCAUGCUGACCCUCGACGAGGUCACUGCCGAGGUCGAGAACCGCAGGCUCAGCAUGGUCGGCGCCAAGCUCGGCGGCCCCGAGUGGGGCGCCCUCUCCGGCUUGCUCGCCCCCGCUAAGAAACCCGCCCCCGACGACGACCCCCGCGCCCCCGCCGAGGACGAGCACGGGCCCGCGCGCCGCUCGAUUAGCUCCACUCGCGUCGAACGGUCCGCGACUGAGGAGGGCGCCGCGAAUGGGGUGUGCGUUGGGGCUGAGAAGAAGGUUGUCCGGACAGCCAAGGCGUCGAUCAAGUGGGUGCGGGGGGCGCUGAUCGGGCAGGGCAGUUUCGGGAGCGUGUAUCUUGGGAUGCAUGCGUUGAACGGGACGCUGAUGGCGGUCAAGCAGGUGGAGAGGCCGAGCGGGACGUCGCACAACGAGGAGCGCAAGAAGUCGAUGCUGGGGGCGCUAGUGCGGGAGAUCGAGUUCCUGAAGGAGCUCCAGCACACGAACAUCGUCCAGUACCUCGACUCCUCCGCCGACGACUCGUUCUUCAACAUCUUCCUCGAAUACGUCCCCGGCGGCUCGGUGUCCACCCUCUUGAAGAACUACGGCUCCUUCGAGGAGGCCCUCGUCAUGACCUUCACCCGCCAGAUCCUGCAGGGCCUCGUCUACCUCCACUCCAAGGAAAUCAUCCAUCGCGACAUCAAGGGCGCCAACAUCCUUGUCGACAACAAGGGCGUCAUCAAGAUCUCCGACUUCGGCAUCUCCAAGCGCGUCGAAGACAAUCUGCUGUCCACCGCCCGCAUCCAUCGGCCCUCCCUCCAGGGCUCCGUCUUCUGGAUGGCCCCCGAGGUCGUCAAACAGACCUCGUACACCCGCAAGGCCGACAUCUGGUCGCUCGGCUGUCUGAUGGUCGAGAUGCUGACGGGCGAGCAUCCGUGGGCCUCGCUGACCCAGAUGCAGGCCAUCUUCAGGAUCGGCUCGUUCGCUACGCCCGAGAUCCCCGACGACAUCUCCGACCACUGCAUCGACCUGCUCAAGCAGACCUUCCUCAUAGACCAUCAUGCACGACCGACGGCCCUGGAGCUGUCCAACCACGCCUUCUUCAGCCCCGGCGCCCCAGCCACCACCCCCGCGCCGGCAGCCCCUGCAGAGGCCCCUGCGUCCGCCCCGGCCGCUGCGCCAGAGGCCCCCGAGGCCGCCCCCGAAGAGAAACAGCCCGACGCCCGCACCGAGCUCCCACAGGACCCCGCGCCCAACGAGCCCGACACGCCGUCCGAGUCCGACUCGCUCAUCGAGAACGAGGCCCGCCGGGUGGUCGUCGAGGCCUCCCGCGAGCUGCUGUCGCUGCGCGCCGCCGACCCCGACGCUGCUUGA
This is a messenger RNA of Puccinia triticina, 3573 nucleotides long. RefSeq lists its product as uncharacterized. Gene Ontology annotation, biological process: protein phosphorylation. Gene Ontology annotation, molecular function: ATP binding; protein kinase activity. The record is from RefSeq and is a predicted model, not a curated record. NCBI's taxonomy places the organism in Eukaryota, Fungi, Basidiomycota, Pucciniomycetes, Pucciniales, Pucciniaceae. The transcript has 10 exons. Bases 1 to 3573 code for a protein of 1190 amino acids.